Eleginops maclovinus (Patagonian blennie) is the source of this 4706-nucleotide messenger RNA. RefSeq names its product TBC1 domain family, member 23 (gene tbc1d23). Gene Ontology annotation, cellular component: trans-Golgi network. The record is from RefSeq and is a predicted model, not a curated record. The transcript has 19 exons. Bases 600 to 2621 code for a protein of 673 amino acids. NCBI's taxonomy places the organism in Eukaryota, Metazoa, Chordata, Actinopteri, Perciformes, Eleginopidae. Gene Ontology annotation, biological process: embryonic brain development; retrograde transport, endosome to Golgi.
CUUUACAGCGCUGUCAAACCCUGGGUCAGCUUCACCUGAGAGGAGGGUCGCUAAAUAUAACACUGCGUAGUUACUGUGUUCCUCUGGAUGCUACCCGUUAGCUCGUGCUAAUGCUAAUUAGAUCCGUCCAAGUAUUCAUGUUCUCAUCCCUUCACUUCUACCGGUGACACGUAUUAAGAAAGCCUGUUAGCCAGACAGCUAACAGUAACCUGCAGGUUCCCUUCAAACCGCAGACCCUGUUCCUCUGCUGCCAGAACCGCAGACCCUGUUCCUCUGCUGCCAGAACCCCAGACCCUGUUCCUCUGCUGCCAGAACCCCAGACCCUGUUCCUCUGCUACCAGAACCGCAGACCCUGUUCCUCUGCUGCCAGAACCCCAGACCCUGUUCCUCUGCUGCCAGAACCCCGGACCUGCCAGAACCCCAGACCUUGUUCCUCUGCUGCCAGAACCCCAGCAGACCUGCUACAAGUACAUGUACUCGAGUACUACUCUGUACUGAAGUACUAGUCUGUACUCGAGUACACAUUUGAGGUACUUGAGUAUUGGGCUCGACUCAGAGGUAGAGACUGUUCCCCAGGUCGUUUCUGGGACCAGGAUCUGAUGGAGGCUCUGGACUCUGGGUCCGACAUGGAGACGGAGCGAGGGAUCAUCCAGGAGAGCUCGGCCCAGCACAGAGCCAAGAUGUGGAAGAUCGCUCUGAACGUCUCUGGGAAAGGAGACAGCCUCUCUCCCUGGGACGGUGUCCUGGAUCUCCCCGAGCAAAACCUCAUCCACAACCGCAGCCAGCAGCUCAUUGACCAGCUGAAGGUGUGUGAGGAGGAGAGUGGCGACAUGGUGUGUGACGUGGAGGCGGUCAUCACGUUUUACUGUAAGUCCAGAAACCUGUCGUUCUCUCCGGAUCUGAGCUGGCCUCACCUGCUGAAGCCUCUGCUGGGUCUGCAGCUGCCCCGCAGCGACCUCUACAACUGCUUCUACGCCGUCAUGAACAAAUACAUCCCCAGGGACUGCGUAGCGAGCGGCCGGCCCUUCCACCUGUACAGACUGCUGCUGCAGUACCACGAGCCCGAGCUCUGCAGCUUCCUCGACACCAAGAAGAUCACACCGGACUCCUACGCCAUCACAUGGAUGGGCAGUCUGUUCUCCAGCCACUGCCCCCCCGACGUUACCCAGGCCUUCUGGGACUGCUACCUCCGACAGGCUGACCCCUUCCUCAUUUUCUUCCUCAUGCUCAUCAUCCUCGUCAACGCUAAAGAGGUCAUCCUGUCCCAGGAAGGAGGCAGCAGAGAGGACAUCAUCAAAAUGCUGGAGGAGUCUCCGUCUCACCUGGAGUCGGAGGAUAUAGAGGAUCUGUUUUCUCUGGCGCAGUAUUACCAGAGUAAGACCCCUCUGUCUCUGAGGAAGAUGAACCAGAAUCUGUUUGGCAGCUCUCUGGUGGCUCUGAAGGAGGAGGACACUGAUCUGAGUCAGGCUCUGUGUCUCCCUGUGUCCGUCCCUGAAAUCCUGCAGGCCAACCAGCUGCAGCAGGACGGGGUUCGCUUCUUUGUGGUGGAUUGUCGGCCUGCAGAGCAGUACAACGCCGGACACCUGUCCACCGCCUUCCACCUGGACUCUGACCUGAUGCUGCAGAACCCCUCUGAGUUCUCCCUCUCGGUGAAGUCUCUCCUGGAGGCUCAGAAACAGUCCCUGGAGUCGGGAUCCGUCGCCAGCGGGGAACACCUCUGCUUCAUGGGCAGCGGGCGGGAGGAGGAGGACAUGUACAUGAACAUGGUGCUCGCUCACUUCCUGCAGAAAAACAAAGAGUAUGUCAGCAUCGCUAAGGGAGGGUUCAUGGCUCUGCAGAAGCACCUGGUGGACAUGAACAUCGAGGGCCUGGACUCGUCAUACCUGCACUGGAUCGUCAGCACGUCAGGAUCCGGCAGCCUCUGCUCUCCGGACGGGGACAGCGGCGCCGGGGACGGGAAGGGAGUGAAGUCUCUGGUCAACAAGAUGACCUUUGCUCUGAAGUCAAAGUCUGUGAACGUGAAGGAGAAGAUGAUCAGCUUCAUCGAGAACACCGCCACACCUGUCGACAGAAUAUCUUUCAAUCUGCCAUGGCCUGAGAAGGUGGUUCCUGAUCGACAUGUGAGCAGCAGUGACCGGGUGGGUAAACCGUACCGCGGAGUGAAGCCGGUCUUCAGCAUCGGGGAUGAAGAGGAGUACGAUACAGAUGAGAUCGACAGCUCGUCGAUGUCGGAUGACGACCGGAAGGAGGUCGUAAACAUCCAGACGUGGAUCCACAAACCGGACGUGAAGCACCACAUCCCCUGCAGUGAGGUGAAGGAGACCGGACACAUGUUCCCCAGCCACUUGCUGAUCACAGCCUCCCACAUGUACUGCCUGCGGGAGAUCGCCUCCAGGAAAGGCUUCUCCUACAUCCAGUCCCGACAGGCUCUGAACUCUGUGGUGAAGAUCACGUCCAAAAAGAAGCACCCUGAACUCAUCACCUUCAAGUUCGGCAGCAACAACUCAGCGGGGGUGGAGAUCUCCGCCGUGGAGAGAUAUUUAAUACCGAACGCCGGCGAUGCCACGAAGGUGAUCAAGCAGCAAAUCAUGAAGGUGCUGGACGCUCUGGAGAGCUCAUAGGGGGGAGACCUCCAGUUGGACACUAACUGUUAAAGGAGGAAGAGGAGUCUGUCCACCUGCAGAGAGACUGUGAGGACACACUGUGGUGCUCUGCAGUUAUCCAACAUCUCAUACUGAAACCUCUGUCAUCCUUUCCUUUGAUGAAACAUCACCCCCCCCCCCCAACACCUUCACACCGGGCCUCCGGAUCAUUCUGUGCUCCUCUCAGAUGUGAGGGGGAGAUUGAAGCCUCUGUGUUUGGGUCGGGGAGUUACCUGUAAAACCCCCGCGCUGUUCCUUUUACCUGCAGUGAUGUUCGCUCCUCUCAUCCGACUGCUGUACUCCAGGCCCGGUCCACAGGAGAGAGACAGCACAUGGGUGUUCAAUAUUUAGGGGAAAUGUACGGAUGCUGGUUUCUAACCGACUGAGUCUGAGUGAAAGCACUCUUUGUGUAGCGUGGUGAUCCGGCAGAAAGAAGUAGUCCCUGCAUGAGAGGCUCACAGGAGGCUCUGGAGCAUCAGCAGGACAUCUCUCUGAAAUACCAGAGAAAAGCACAGCACUGCAGGUAAAGCAGGAACACUGGAGACGCCCCCCCCCCCCUCGUCUCUACAGCAGUGUGUCACAGAAAUGAUGGGAGGGGGUGUAAAGGUGUGUGAAGUGUGCACAGAUACACAGUAUAACAUGCUCACUGCUCUGAACACCUUUGAGAUGUCCCCUGAAUAUUCAGAGACACGGAGCCUGUGUGAGGGGGUGAUGUUCAAAGAAUCCUCAAUCUCAGGAAACAGGAAAGAAAUCCAACAUUUGGGACUUUUUAUUCAUAAAUUGACAAGAAAAAAACAUCAGAAAUAUUUUAGAUUUCUACAACUUUUCUCGUAUAAAUUUCAGAUUUACAGAAAAAAUCUAAACAUUCUGGGAUAUAAAGUCCUGAAUGUACAAGAAAGAAAUACACAAUUUGGGGGAUAACACUUUUCAGAAUUCAUGAGAAAGAAAUCAGAACAUUUAAAAGACCUUUUUGAAGUUCAAAGGAAACAGAUUCAUUUCAUAUUGGAAAUAAAACAGGUUCUGUCAUCAAAGCAUUUCUGAGUUCAAAGUGCUUUCUGAAACUGAAUGCCCCCCCCCCCAUCAGUCUGUUAGGACCUGACUCUCACUCAGCCCCCCCUCCAUCAGUCUGUUAGAACCUGACUCUCACUCAGCCCCCCCUCCAUCAGUCUGUUAGGACCUGACUCUCACUCAGCCCCCCCCCUCCAUCAGUCUGUUAGGACCUGACUCUCACUCAGCCCCCCCUCCAUCAGUCUGUUAGGACCUGACUCUCACUCAGCCCCCCCUCCAUCAGUCUGUUAGGACCUGACUCUCACUCAGCCCCCCCCUUCAUCAGUCUGUUAGGACCUGACUCUCCCUCAGCCCCCCCCUCCAUCAGUCUGUUAGGACCUGACUCUCACUCAGCCCCCCCCCUCCAUCAGUCUGUUAGGACCUGACUCUCCCUCAGCCCCCCCCUCCAUCAGUCUGUUAGGACCUGACUCUCACUCAGCCCCCCCCUCCAUCAGUCUGUUAGGACCUGACUCUCCCUCAGCCCCCCCCCCCCAUCAGUCUGUUAGGACCUGACUCUCACUCAGCCCCCCCCUCCAUCAGUCUGUUAGGACCUGACUCUCUGCCAGCCCCCCCUCCAUCAGUCUGUUAGGACCUGACUCUCUGCCAGCCCCCCCUCCAUCAGUCUGUUAGGACCUGCUGAAGGGGGUCCGGACCUCAGGCGCAGCUUGGAGGAACUGUUUGUAAAAAGUCCCUCUGGAUACCCCACCCAUGUAUCACUGCUUUAGUCUGCUUGCCACUGUUGCCUUCGGCCUGAUAACGCUCCUCUUCCUCGUCUGACUCUUCCUCGCUUUCUAUGACUUCCUGUUCCUUUGUGUGGAGAUGUGAAGCACUACCCUGACGUCCGUCUGAAAAUCAAGGGGAGAGAAGUAAAGGUGUCUCUGUGCUCAGACUGAACCAUCGUCUGUCCCCGCCGCAGCGUCUCCAGUGUCCUCUGCCCCGUGCGGUCCUGCUUUCAUUUUCUAAGCGUCUGUGUUUUUAAUAAAUGGAGAUUACUCACCUGUGGGAGAGUUUCAUUCA